AACACAACAAUAUGUGCAAGAGGUCUGCGAUCUAAACAGCGAAGGCUGUGAUGGUGGAAAGCCAGCCUGACCCACAGGAACGUAAACGUGUUAUAUCACAAUCACACCAUUCCUGUAACUUAUUCGUAGGGGUCGCUGGAUGCACUGCGAGCAUCCAGUUUGUAUCUUCCUCUCUCACCCAAACUUGACUGUUCCUAAGAAAUGAUUUCAGCAGACGUCACUCAUCUGCAUAGGGGAGUAAGAUGCAACCAUCCUGCGAGCAGGCUCCACGGAACCUGAAAACCUCCGUGUCUCUCCCAGGGAAAAAAAACACCCCCGGAGCCGCUGACUGCUGCAUACAUCAGACUGCAGACAUGGAAGGAGUAGGAUGUUACUAGCAUCCGCCGUGGUGGUAUGGGAAUGGCUGAACGAGCACGGACGCUGGCGGCCGUACAGCCCGGCUGUCUGUCACCACAUCGAGGCGGUCAUCCGGAGCGACCCGCGGGGUGGUAGCGUGGUCCUCGGCCAGGUGGACUCUCGUCUCUCUCCUUACAUCAUCGACGUGCAUUCCAUGCACCAGUUCCGACAGGACACAGGUACCCUUCGACCAGUACGACGUAGCUUCUACGAUCCCUCCUCAGCACCAGGCCAAGGCUGGUUGUGGGAGUGGGAGAACGACGCCGGCAGUUGGAUCGCAUACGACACAGAAGUGGGCAUCGCCAUCCAGGCAGCUCGUGAUCGCCAGCAGCCCUGGCUAGACCUGGCACCACUGGGGUUUUGCUACCUGAUCGACUUUGAAAGCAUGACCCAAAUCAAUGGACAGACGCAGCGCUGCCGACGAAUCCAGAGACGCUCCGACCUGGCAUACCCACUGGUGUCCGGACCCUUACCAAAGUCUCACCAUGCGUGGGGGCCCGCAUCCAUACCCGGCUAUGGAGGACUGCUCAGCGUUGACGUUUCCGGCGUAGGCAUGGGGAUGAGGAUGAGCAGCAGUGGGACUGGAAACGGGAGCGCCUACCCAAGCGGGGCGCUUCCUGCUUCAGCAAUCACCUCUUUAGGACAACCCUGCGCCUGUCAGCAGUGUAUGUUGGUGCUAAGUCUCAAAGCAGGAACAAUGCCCACUGCCCACACUCUGGGGCGAAGACCACCGCAGACUAAACCACCCAGUCCCAAACUAAACAGCUACCCCAUCCCAGGAAGUUCCUAUUCUCUGACUCUCCCCCGGCCCCCGUCGCUGUCAUCAAGAUCUCUCUCUCCCCACAGGACUUCUGGAUUUGGGGCGACUGGUGGUUACAAUGUGACUGGUGUGGGAGGUACAGGGGGGCUGGGUGUUAUUGGUGCUGGCGGUGUCGGCAGUAACACCUUCGGGUUUGGAAGUAGCUUCACACACUCGUUUUCCCUCCUCGGGCCAGCUACCGCCGCUCUCUCCAUCUCCUCCACCCGUCCCCCACCUCCUCCUCUCCCACCCCCUCCCCCACCACCUCCUCCGCCCUCUACAGUGCCCAUGUCAGCCGCCAUCCCUCCACCUCAAACCUCAGCUUCCUCGUCCCUCUCCGUUUCCUGUUCGGCCCCCACGCAGCCAACCCCAGCCCCGGCUCUCAUCUCCACAGCAGCCUCCACCUGCACGCCGUCGCCUUCUGCCCGUGUUCUCGGUCCAGUGUCUUCAUCUGGUGCCGCUGCCUGCGCCGCCCCCUUGCCGCCGCGGUCUAGCCUCGCCGGUCUGAGUCGUCCUGCCCUGCAGCGUAUCGCCAUGGCUCAGUCGCGAGCUCUUAUCGCCUCCGGAGUGCCGACCGUUCCAGUAAAGAACCUGAAUGGGUCCAGCCCUGUGCAUCCUGCCCUGGCAGGUAUUACAGGCAUCCUGAUGAGCGCAGCGGGACUUCCUGUCUGCCUCACCCGCCCGCCUAAGCUGGUACUCCAUCCCCCGCCCGUCAGCAAGAGCGACAUCAAGCCCGUGCCCGGCUUGGGCCACUGCUGCCGCAAGACCACAAAGAAACAAGCCCGGAAAGGCAAGACACCAGAGGAAGUGGUGAAGCGGUAUCUUCAAAAAGUCCGUAAUCCUCCAGAGGAGGACUGCACCAUCUGCAUGGAGGCCCUGGCGGGGCCUUCGGGCUACAAGGGUCCUGGCGUGGGCGGCAUCUCCCGGGCCGAGUCGGUGGGCCGCCUGGCGCAGUGUGGUCACCAGUACCACCUCCAGUGCCUCGUCGCCAUGUACAACAACGGCAACAAGGACGGCAGCCUGCAGUGCCCCACCUGCAAGACCAUCUACGGGGUCAAGACGGGCAAUCAGCCCCCGGGCAAGAUGGAGUACCACGUCAUCCCCCACUCGCUGCCGGGACAUCCCGACUGCAAAACCAUCCGCAUAAUCUACAACAUUCCUCCUGGCAUCCAGGGCCCUGAGCAUCCAAAUCCAGGAAAGCCGUUCACGGCGCGUGGAUUCCCCAGACACUGUUACCUCCCUGACAGUGAGAAGGGCCGCAAGGUUCUGAGACUGCUCCUGGUAGCAUGGGACCGCAGGCUCAUCUUCUCCGUGGGCACGUCCAGCACAACCGGCGAGUCUGACACGGUGAUCUGGAACGAGGUGCACCACAAGACCGAGUUCGGCUCCAACCUGACGGGCCACGGCUACCCCGACCCGGGCCACCUGGACAACGUGCUGGAGGAGCUGAGGGCUCAGGGCAUCACAGAGGAAGAGUGUCUACCCAGAGACUGAGCGGACAGAUGUUCGGAGGCCGAACGACGCGACGGAACCGGAGUGAGGACGGAGUCCUUUGAGCUGCCGUCUGGCAACGGGAACAGAUUGACUCUGAAUUAACAAUUGCUCGAAGAUACUUUGCAGGAAUGGUUUCAGCUUCUGAUGACUGAGGCAGAUUGUUUCUGUUUGGAUGCAGUAAAGAAAGCAUCAAGGCCACAGGGCUUGUAUAAGUCCAUAAUAGUUAAAAAAAAAAAAAAGCUACAUCAUUUUUUUUCCCACUGAGACUUCACGAGAGAGGCUUGAUGAGAAUGUAGCUGAGGUAUUCAGUCAUUUUGAGGUGUUUACUGCUGCUGCUGCUGCUUUGCUGGACUCAGAGAGGAAUUUAAGUGAGAGUAUAUGUCGUUUCUAUGUUUUUAAGUCUUCGUCAACAAAGCAAAACAUUUCAACUUGAGAUAAAUCAAGUGUCCAACAGGAUAUCUGAGCAUGGAUCUGUGCUGACCUCUGGUGGUUAUCUUCGGAACUGCACUCCCUUUUGUCUGAUUUUUCAAAUGUAUUAUAAUAUUACAAAUACUUGAUAUUUGAUGUUGGCUGCAUUCAUUAUUGUUUUUGUAUUUUAUUUACCAUAUUAUUUUAUUGUCAUUUCAUUGUAUUGUUUUAUUGGCUUCGGGCCAACGGUGUGCUGAUGUACAAAAGUGUAUUUUCUUUAUAAACCGCCAUUUUCGGGAUGUUGUAUUUGGUAAGGUUGCAAACGGACAUUCCCUAACCAGUUGUUCCUCAGAGUGCGUUUGCUUUUACGAGCAUUCUGUGUCUUGUUGUUCAGGACUAAAAGAGGAAAGCCUUGAAUCGUGGAUUAUAGCCCCUCCAGGAGGAGCAAAUUCCCCCCCAAAAAAGGCUAGGAUUUAGACCCCCCUGCCUCACGUCAGAGUUUGCACAGAGCUUUCUACUUAGCAUCAACAGAAAACACCAUAGUUUGCUUCUAAGGAUUUCUGUGUGUCUAAGACACAAAAGAGACACCAGCCUUUAGUCACACUACAGAAUGUGGUCAAUGUUUUUUUCUUUUUCUUUGUCAUGAUCACUUUUUUAUCACGAGAAGGUGCAAAAAGACUAUUAAUGAAGUGGACUCUGUUUUGGCCAAAGUCAGUUUGCAUUCAGUGGACUGUUUUACUGUGAGUUGUAACGGAGAUGUGUGGGGAUAUACUAAUGUGGAUCAAUAUUUAUACUUUAUGAUACUUUAUGUAUGUGUUUUCUGUGCGGAAAUUUGAAUUGAACUGUUUUCUAAGAUUUAGACAGCAAACUGAUGUCUGAUGUGGUUUACCCUUAUUUUGUACAAACGCUACGAGGACUGCUCCAGGAAUGGGGCUUGAGAUUACUUUUUAUAGGGAGACUUAUUGUAAACUCUUCCAAAAUGGCUUACGGGAUCAUACUAAAUAUCCAUGGAAGAAGGUCCAUUUUGUGUGUGGUGAACCAUUUUCUUUGACGUGCCAUUCGUUUUGGUGCUUGAUUACCCUAGAAAACCCGGUGAUGACACAUUUUGAAUGUUCUGGCCACCAGAUUUCUGUUUAAAACAUCCAGCCUUUUCCAAUCACUGCAACACAGACAUUCUAACAAAGGGUCCAUUGGGCCUUAGAAGAGAAACUAAAGUGGGCAUGAGGUAUUCGAUAUGCCAAAACCUACCUGGAGUGUUUCUUUCCAAAAAACAUGAAUCUUAGACUCAUCUCACCUCUUAUAGAUCCUCCUCCAUACGUAACAGUGCGGGGAUCUUCAAAUCCAGUUUGAUCGGCAAUUUUCUUCAUGCAACAAGAAAUUUGAUCUCAGUUUCUGCUUCGCUUUCAUUUAAGACAUUUGAAGUACAAUAUGCAAAAAAGAGGUGUAUAGGAACAUUUUUCUUGUGUUUAUGAGCAUAUACAUUUUAACAAAAUACGAUUGGAUUGGUAAAAUUAAGCAUGAUAACAUGAUAAUAUUGUAGGUACAUUGUGGACUUUCUGUUAGGUGGCAGCUGGUUUUAGCUAAUAGCGCCAAGGUGAACAUCUUAAGCAGUUUAUGUGGGAAUCCUCAGAAAUGUUAGCUGGCCUUUUUCUGGAUGGAGGAAAGGUCAGCCCUGAUGAUCUCCUCCCUCUCCUCAGACCUAAUUGUUUGUUGUGGAUGAGCCAAACCACACAGUGGCAUCGCAGAAGAUGAUCAGUAGCUCCUGAGGAAGGUUGUACUAGGAAGUACAAUCUCUGCCGGACCUUCUUCCAGACAGUGUCUAUGUGUGAGGAUCAUCUCAGGUCGGGUGGUUCCUAGAAACAGGAAGUGAUCCACAGCAGACACACUGUUGUUGAGGAUGGUGAGGGGAGGCGGUGUGGGAGAAGUUCUCUGGAAGUCCACUAUCACGUUUUUCAAAUAUUCAUCUUUUGUACUAUGCAGGACCCACAUAGGGUAUUCCCCCCCAAAAUCUUCAUCUAUAGUCUCAUUUACGACGGGCCCACAGCGCCACAGAUCCUUUACUGUAUUUAACUGAAGGGGGUGAAGUGCUUUUGAACAACAUCCAUUCAGUUAAAUCCAGUUUAUGUGUACAUCACCUAUUCACAAUACAUUUCAAGGCGCAUUAUUAAAAAAAAAAAA
This is a messenger RNA of Fundulus heteroclitus (mummichog), 5275 nucleotides long. It is a transcript of the gene dtx4a, whose product is annotated as deltex 4, E3 ubiquitin ligase a. The record is from RefSeq and is a predicted model, not a curated record. Gene Ontology annotation, molecular function: ubiquitin protein ligase activity; zinc ion binding. Gene Ontology annotation, biological process: Notch signaling pathway; protein ubiquitination. Gene Ontology annotation, cellular component: nucleoplasm. NCBI's taxonomy places the organism in Eukaryota, Metazoa, Chordata, Actinopteri, Cyprinodontiformes, Fundulidae. The transcript is spliced from 9 exons. Bases 368 to 2689 code for a protein of 773 amino acids.